AUGAACACGAACACACACGUACACACGUACACACACACACACACACACACACAUACACACACACAAGGGACGACGCUAGAAGAAACAAAGUAACCGUGUGGAGUUUGAGGAAAUAUGGUGUUUCUCGGUGGGAAUGAUGGACGCAGUAGACUCCAUUGAUCCGUACAGCCGACCGGCGCGCAGGACACAAUGGGUGGUGAGCACUCUGGCUUACCAUUACGGGCUGGACAGGGGAGUGGAGAACGAGAUUAUAGUUCUGGCUACCGGCUUGGACCAGUACCUACAGGAGAUUUUCCACCAUAUGGACUAUCAAGGCGGAGGCAAAAUCCCCGUCGAGGAUUUCAACAUCUUGUGUGACGUCCUGGGACUGAACAAAGACUCGGAGGACAGCGAGUGCGCCGGCGUUCUGGACGACUUGCCCGGCGAGCUCACCUUCAGGCACUUCCACGCUAAACUGUGCGGGUACUUCAGCACCAAGGCGGGCCGCCAGUACGAGAACGGCCGGCUGCUGGUCGGGAAGGACAGCGAGCAUAUAGAGACUCAGAUCCGCCUGCGGAGCCCCCUGAGGCGGCGGGAGAAGCUGCUGUCCGUGUGCGGAGCGAGCGGCGACUCCUGCCCCGCCGCAGCCUCCGGCGUCGCCGCCUCAGGGGGACGGCACGCCUCCGGCUGCAGGCUCGGGUCAUGUACCAAGGAGUGCUACGAAGAGAUAGUGGCGCUGGAGGAGGCGGAGGACCGGAUAGCGAAGCUGGAGGACGAGAACACGAGUUUGCGCGAGCUGAUCGAGGACAUGCGCGCCGCCCUUCAGAGCAGCGACGCCCGCUGUUUGGCUCUGCAGGUAGGACUAUGGAAAAGCCACUCCAAGCAUAAACCAGAGGAUGUUUGCCUCGACACCCACCAGACCCAAGCGUCCCAGAAGAGUUUGAGAGACCUCAAAAGCCUGCAGAGCAUCAUCCACGAGAUAGAGCUGCUGCGGACCUCCAGAGACCUGCAGAUAGAGGAGGCCAUGCUGUGUAACGAGAGACUGGAGCAGGAGCUGUGGACCUCUAAAGAGACCGUGGCCGCACUGGAGGACUGCAACAGAGCCCUGAAGAGGGAGCAGGUGGGCAUGAGGAGGAAGGUGGAGGAGGCCAGGCAGGCGCUGCUCAGUGGCCUGGGUAAGGUGAAGGAACUGGAGACCAAGGCCAGCCAUGUGCCGACGCUGCAGAGGCACGUCCUCCAGCUGGAAUCAGAGCUCCUCUACUACAGGUCGGAGGUGUCAAAACUACAACUCCCAAGCAGCACCGGGGCAGAGCAGCAGCUGGGCGCUGGCAGCAGGCCGGGCCAGAGAUGUUGCUCGGACUCCCAACAUGACCGAUGUUCUCCGACGGGGCGCGCUGUGACGACGCCUGAUAAAAUGGAAGAGCAGCUGUUUCGUUCAGUGGAGGGCCAGGCGGCAUCUGAUGAGGAAGACGAUAAGUGGACGGAGGAUCAGCAGCGGCAGGUGGACGAGGUGAAGAGGAUCUUGACAAGGCUGUCCUGCUGCGGGGAAAGGUGCGACGACAAGGCGUUCAAGAAGCUGAUGUCCAACUAUGGGAGCCUGAAGAGCGAGGAGAGCUGCAGCGCUGUGGUGGAGCUCCUGGAGAGGGUGACCAGGCUGCAUAAACAGCUGGAGCUGAAGGAGAGCCAGGCAGAGAUGGACACGGACCAGAUGAAGGACUCUCUGCUGCAGGAGCUGCAGCAGAAGGCAGAGGAGACUGAGCUGCUUCAGAUGGAGCUGCAGAUGCUGGAGACGGAGAGGGUGCGUCUGUCGCUGGUGGAGGAGAAACUCGGGGACAUCCUGCAGCUCCUCCAGCAGCUCAGAGACCUGAACGUCUCGCGGCGGUCCCUCGGGAAAAUCUUGCUCAGCACUUUGGGGUCCUGCAGCGACCCGCAACACGGCAAAGCCCACAUUCUGGAGGUGCUCAACGCUCUCUAUCAUGAACUGGCGGCCUGUGAGAUCCUGUCCACUGGUGGACUUUUGGAGCGAACUCAGAGUCAGCGGUCUCUGAACGCCCUCUUCAUCUCCUGCUAAUCAAGACCGCCUCCUGCUGGGCCAGCAACGCUCCAACAGCCUCUCUAGAGAACACUGAAAGAGUAACAGAGGCCAAAAAACAAGCUGAUUAAUGUGUAUAGUGUAUUAUAUUGUAGCUUAUAUACUCCUCAGACCCACAUCUAUAGAGGGAUAUUAGUCUAGAAUUAGUAUUUCAAAGGGGUUUAUUACAUAUGCCAGGAUAUUCCAUCAAAGUUUCUAAAUUGUAUUAUUACUUCAUAAAAAAUAUUUUGCAUAACUUGCUAUCACACAAUAUAUGUCCCUUGAGUUUGAGUUCAUGGAGAAAUCUAAAUUCACCAGGAAGAAAACAUGAAUGUUUUUUCUCCUAUUUAGAACAUGAGGGCGGUGUUGCACUUCAUUCUCUUGUGGCCAAAAUGAGUAUUACAACAACAAACACUAAUACAAAAACAUUUAUUUUACCUGGCAAAACUUUUUUCGACAGUUUUCACAGAUGAAAAAAUAAUGUUACUUAAAUCCUGGCAAAGCUUUUUUUUUGCUGUUCUUAAGUAAGAAACCCAGGUGAGAAGACAGUUUAGAUCGGACUGAUAAAAUGGAAUCACCAGAAUCUGUUUUUUAUACUUGCCUCAAAGGGCUUCUGUACUAUCAUGAUCCUAUAUGGAUUUUUUCCCCUGUUCUGAAUGUAAAAAUGUUGAAAUAAGCUAAACCUUGAAGGGAAAUAAAGUAGUCUGUGAAAUGUGUCGACCUCCACUGGUCAACAACAUCCCAAAUGACAAGGCGGUGUCAUUACAAAGGCCUCUGCAUAGUUUACUAGAGAAAAGCAGCCUACAUUUGACCAAAUAUGAAGGACACUGUUGGUGCGUACUCUGCGACCCUCGGGAUGCCUUAGUGAUGUGUGAUGGUGCAUUCAGGCUGUUCAUUCAUCUGCAUCAGCAAUGUUGGGGAAACGUCAGCUAUUUUGUAUCUACCAGGUAAUUGCAUUCAGGUACUCAUCUAUCGAUGUAAACAGGACCAAUGAAAAACCCCUACAACAUGUAAAUACUAUAUUUUUGACAAAACAUAUAACUAAAGGUCCAUGUACUCAUUCUUUGUCAAAAGUUUUCAACCAUAUCACAUGGUCUUCAUUGAUAGGCACAGGAGUUUUAUCUAUAUGUUAUGGAUGCAGUAUGUUUGACAUUAACCUGCUACACUUUUUGUCCCUGAUUUGUGUUGAGGUUGAAUUUUAACCCCUAUACUGUAAACUUAGUUACAAAAAAAGGCAAACUUCCCAGUGCUGAAGUUGUAACUUUUUUAGCAUAGGAGGGGACGAGGGUUUUGGUCUCUUACAGCCUAUGCUUUCAGAACCUCUGAAUGGCCUGUAUUCAUUUGCUAAAAUUUGACAAAUAAUUGAACUAAUGUUGGAUGCAAAAACCACUCACUUGUGUUAUU
This is a messenger RNA of Anoplopoma fimbria (sablefish), 3454 nucleotides long. It is a transcript of the gene efcc1, whose product is annotated as EF-hand and coiled-coil domain containing 1. The record is from RefSeq and is a predicted model, not a curated record. Gene Ontology annotation, molecular function: calcium ion binding. The coding region runs from base 134 to 2050 and encodes 638 amino acids. The transcript is spliced from 8 exons. NCBI's taxonomy places the organism in Eukaryota, Metazoa, Chordata, Actinopteri, Perciformes, Anoplopomatidae.